Messenger RNA from Eutrema salsugineum, 1764 nucleotides. Its product is annotated as aspartate carbamoyltransferase, chloroplastic. Lineage: Eukaryota; Viridiplantae; Streptophyta; Magnoliopsida; Brassicales; Brassicaceae. The coding region runs from base 314 to 1507 and encodes 397 amino acids. The transcript has 6 exons. Gene Ontology annotation, biological process: 'de novo' pyrimidine nucleobase biosynthetic process; amino acid metabolic process. The record is from RefSeq and is a predicted model, not a curated record. Gene Ontology annotation, molecular function: aspartate carbamoyltransferase activity; amino acid binding.
GCUAUUCCAAAAACGUCUCAAAUUUCGUCAUCUCUGGUUUCCUUUUCUAAAACCCUACGCUCCUCCUCCGGCCGCCGCUCCAUUUCUCGUCGUCGAUCUCCGACUUACGCUGCUGAUUCCUUCUUUUGUUCCUCAUAUCGCUAUCAAUUUCACUCCCGGCGUUGCAUCGACCAGCCAGAGUCUCCCUACCUAUCCGCAAAAAUAUAUUUGCUCUGCUGAUUCAAAAUCUGCAUAAGGUCUCUGCAGGUAAUCUUAGCAGAUUCUGGAAGUUGUCUCUAAGCAAAUCCCUUCAACGAAUCAGCUUCCUAUCAGAAUGUCUAUCACAUCAUUACUUACUUCAGCCACACUUUCUGGUGCCUCAGUGUUUCCUAAGUCACUAGCCUGCAGCACUGACUUCUCAAGCAAUCUCUCAAGUCCCUUUGACAGUUCAAAGAUUUGUUUGACUUCAUUUCCUGCCUCUAGGAAUCCCAAGAAAAAUGCUACUUGGAAUCUGACCCCAAACACUGCUCCGAUCCAAGGUAUCAGGUGUCAUGCUAUGCAAGUUGAGACGAGGGAAUCGUUUACGGCUGGGAAGAAAUUUCAACUUAGUGAUGUGAUUGAAGGGCAACAGUUUGAUAGGGAGAUGCUAAGUGCUAUAUUCGAUGUUGCACGCGAAAUGGAAAAGAUAGAAAAGAGCUCUUCUCAGAGUGAAAUACUCAAGGGCUAUUUAAUGGCUACGCUCUUUUACGAGCCUUCUACACGUACCAGGCUCUCGUUUGAAUCUGCCAUGAAACGCUUGGGAGGGGAAGUCUUAACUACUGAGAACGCUAGAGAGUUUUCGUCUGCUGCCAAAGGGGAAACACUUGAAGACACCAUAAGGACGGUGGAGGGUUAUUCAGAUAUAAUCGUGAUGCGACAUUUUGAAAGCGGUGCUGCAAGAAAAGCUGCAGCUACUGCUAACAUACCUGUCAUUAAUGCAGGUGAUGGCCCUGGAGAGCAUCCUACUCAGGCUCUCUUGGACGUGUAUACCAUCCAAAGUGAAAUCGGAAAACUGGAUGGCAUCAGUGUAGCCUUAGUUGGAGAUCUUGCCAAUGGAAGGACAGUCCGGUCGCUUGCAUACUUGCUUGCCAAAUUUAAAGACGUGAAGAUCUACUUUGUUUCCCCUGAAAUUGUUAAGAUGAAGGAUGAUAUAAAAGACUAUUUGACAUCAAAUGGGGUCGAAUGGGAAGAAAGUUCAGAUUUAAUGGAAGUAGCAUCCAAGUGUGACGUUGUUUAUCAAACCCGAAUCCAGAGAGAGCGGUUCGGAGAAAGGCUUGACCUUUAUGAAGCAGCUCGUGGGAAGUAUAUCGUAGACAAGGAUCUGUUAGGAGUGAUGCAGAAAAAUGCUGUUAUCAUGCAUCCUUUACCGAGAUUGGAUGAAAUCACUCCAGAUGUUGACGCUGAUCCAAGAGCUGCCUACUUCAGACAAGCAAAGAACGGUUUGUUUAUUAGAAUGGCUCUUCUAAAGCUCCUGCUUGUUGGCUGGUGAUGGAUGAUCCUCAAGGUAUAUCCUGAAAUGAACUGAAUCUCAAGUUUGUGACAAGAGGAUUAGUCCCGGCUCUAACCCAUGGCGAGAGAGACGACGGCCUAGGGGUCCAAGGAAUUUUUUUUUUUUUUAAUGUUUUAAAUUUGAUAAAAAAGACUCAUGAUCUAUUAUCCUUUUUGUUUACAGCAAGCCCUUAAUCUAUUAUCUAUAUAGAGAAAUAAGUAAGACCCAUAAUCUAAACUUAUUAUGCAUUCUCAAUU